ACACGUAUCGCGCAGUCUAUUUAUGAUUGCAUUUGAAGAAAUCAAACAGUUGUUUUCAAUGAUCGCAACUACAAAGAAGAAGAAUGAUCGCAACUGAAUAACCGUGAUUAUCGGGCGAUUAAACAGUGACUGACAUGUGCUAAAUGGACAGAUGUGGGAGUAGUAAUCUAAUCAAGUUUAUGGAUACGACGUAAUCGCCUCGUCAGAAGCGUGUGAGGUGACGAAGUUUGAUCAAUUGUUUAUCGCGAGCUACCAACAAUCGUCGAACAAUGGAAAAACCAAUUUCGUCUGACAUUGUCAUCAUUGCGGGCAAUUCCCACCCUGAACUGGCGAAUCUGAUCGCGAAUCGCUUGGGUGUGAAACCUGGUGGCUGCGCUGUGUAUCACAAGUCAAAUCGUGAGACAAUGGUGGAGAUAGGGGAUUCUGUACGUGGUAAAGACCUGUAUCUAAUCCAAACUGGUACAAAAGAUGUAAACAAUAACAUAAUGGAGCUUCUCAUUAUGGCCUAUGCAUGUAAAACAUCAUCGGCCAAAAAUAUUGUCGGAGUGAUUCCAUAUUUACCUUAUUCCAAGCAGUGCAAAAUGCGUAAACGCGGUUGCAUAGUGUCCAAGCUUUUGGCAAAGAUGUUAUGCACGAGCGGCCUAACUCAUAUUAUCACCAUGGACCUCCACCAGAAAGAAAUCCAAGGAUUCUUUGAUGUUCCAGUGGAUAAUUUGAGAGCUAGCCCAUUCCUUUUGCAGUAUAUUCAAGAAUCCAUUCCUGACUAUCAUAAUUCUGUGAUCGUUGCAAGAAAUCCAGGUAGUGCGAAGAAAGCAACCAGCUACGCUGAAAGGCUGCGCCUGGGAAUUGCAGUGAUUCAUGGAGAACAGAGAGAAGCUGAAUCUGACAUGAAUGAUGGUCGCUAUUCGCCACCUGCAUUAGCAUUAGCCGCGCGCACGAUGGAGGUCGGCGUUGGUGUACCUUUGCAUCCAGCGAAGGAAAAGCCGCCUAUAAGUGUUGUUGGAGAUGUCGGAGGACGUAUCGCUAUUAUGGUGGAUGACAUGAUAGAUGAUGUACAGUCGUACGUAGCAGCUGCCGAGGUACUUAAAGAGAGAGGAGCUUACAAAAUAUAUGUCUUAGCUACGCAUGGUUUGCUCAGCUCAGACGCUCCUAGACUCAUCGAAGAGUCUCCGAUUGACGAGGUCGUUGUAACCAACACGAUUCCUCAUGACGUGCAGAAGAUGCAAUGUCCGAAAAUCAAGACUGUCGACAUCAGUAUUCUUUUAGCAGAGGCAAUUCGACGUAUACAUAACAAGGAGUCGAUGUCGUAUCUGUUUAAGAAUGUAACUUUGGAAGAUUAGAAACUAGAUGAUUGCACAUGAAAAGUUACACAUUUUAAUCAUGAAUAAAUGACGAUUGAAAGUCAUGUAAGAUUUAAUGCCGGGGACCAUGUCCAAAAUACAUAUCCGUCUCUUAAUUUUCUACACUAUUUUUAUAUUUCUCCAACUUAUGAAAUAUCAGUGAACGUAUAAAUCUUGUACGUAUAGUCCCUUGCGUUCAGAAAGAAACUA
Molecule: messenger RNA, 1550 nt
Organism: Cyphomyrmex costatus
Lineage: Eukaryota; Metazoa; Arthropoda; Insecta; Hymenoptera; Formicidae
Product: phosphoribosyl pyrophosphate synthase-associated protein 2
Exons: 6
Coding region: 270-1340 (356 amino acids)
Biological process (GO): purine nucleotide biosynthetic process; 5-phosphoribose 1-diphosphate biosynthetic process
Cellular component (GO): cytoplasm; ribose phosphate diphosphokinase complex
Molecular function (GO): magnesium ion binding; ATP binding; ribose phosphate diphosphokinase activity
Source: RefSeq, a predicted model, not a curated record